Messenger RNA from Linum tenue, 2560 nucleotides. The record is from the annotation of a GenBank genome assembly. NCBI's taxonomy places the organism in Eukaryota, Viridiplantae, Streptophyta, Magnoliopsida, Malpighiales, Linaceae.
UGACAAUCGGAAAAAUUAAUAGAGGGUUUUAGUUUAGCAGAGAAAGUUGUCUGGGACGUCAGGCAGCAGUCGCGCGGAGCAGACUUUGGGCGGCGACGUGCUCGUUCGUCGACAGUUUUUUGGGAUUAAACUGGGAGAAAUUCUUUCACACCCCAAAAGGUCACUUGAAAGAUUUUAGAUUUAUGCUGGAAAUGGAGAACCGGAAACGGGUGGUGUGCCCAGGUAACGAAGACCUUGUAUCGUGCUUGCUACAAAAGAGGAGAGAAUUGGCUGAUUCUCCCAAGGGGUUAUCUGAUAACUUGGAUAUGACUCUGUCUAAAGCAUAUAACAGCGUGUGUUGUGCCAAGACUCCCAUCAAAACCCUCAAGGAGUUCUCGCAGCUCAAGGGUGUUGGUACGUGGAUGGUGAAGCUAAUGAAAGGGUUUUUUAAUAGUGAUUCUGGAAGUCCUGAACCUGAGGACUUGACUGGCAAAGGAAAGAAAGCUAAUGCCAAAAGACGUUAUAUGCCCCAAAAAAAUUCUGUAGCAUAUGCAUUACUGAUUUCCCUUUACAGGGGGACUACGAAUGGCAAGGACUUUAUGCAUAAGCAGGAGCUGAUUGAUGCAGCUGAAGCAAGUGGACUUUCUCGUGCGCCAAUAGCUCCAGAAAAGGGAAAAGGCAAGGCAGCUCAUCUAGGAAGUUCCCCAAGGGACUUUUAUUCCGGAUGGAGUUGCAUGAAGACAUUGAUAACUAAAGGAUUAGUUGUCAAAUCAAGUUGCCCUGCAAAGUACUGCACGAGGGACAAGGAACUCAUCAAGUACAAGCUAACACAGGAAGGACGAGAAGUAGCAAGGGAAUGUAUGGUGAGAUCAUGCCUUCUAGACCCAAAGGAGACUGUAGCUGAUGCAGAGGAUUCUGCUAAUUUGGGCAUUGACAAUGCAGCAGAUAAGGAAUCAAUUCAGGCUACUUCAUCUGCUGAAGUUACCAUUCCAUCUGUGGACUUAAAUAGACAGGAGAGAUCUAUUAAUGUUCCAACUCAAUCCCUUGAGAGGUUUCUGCAUAUGGGUUAUUCCAAGGAACAAGUUUUUGAUGCCUUCAUUGAAGUUUCAAAAACUUCUGGUCGGAAGGAUAUCUCAUCACUCUGGCCAGCGGUCCUGUGUCAUCUUCGCGAAGAACAUAUUUAUGGUUUCCAUUCAGACUCUCAAACCCUGGGAAAUGAUUGUCAAGCAGAAUCAACUAAUCCAACGUAUAACCACGGUCAGGUCGUUUCUUGUGGCAGUCGGAAUAGUAAAAUGGAUUGGGGUCAUAGUAAUAAGCUCAAUGCUUGUUCUAUUGCUUUCUCAUUAAAUCUGAAAGCUUGCUCAUCAAAUGACUACACCAUGAAAUCGUCAAGUUCCGAUAACACUGAACAAAACAUGAGUGUUCUAAGCAUGCCACCUCUUGGAGUUGGCGAGAGGUUUGAGGAUGUAUAUGAAGUCCUCCUUAUAUUAGAUGACCGUGAGCAGUUUGCAACUCAGGGGACGAGAGGCAGGAAGCUUAUUGAUGGGAUGUGCAAUGAGCACGGAAUAAAAGUAGAGGUCAGGCGGUUACCGGUUGGGGAUGGAAUCUGGCUUGCUCGCCACAAAUACCAUUUUGAUGAAUACGUUCUUGAUUUUGUUGUCGAGCGGAAAAAUGUUGAUGAUUUGCGGUCAUCGAUUAGGGAUAAUCGCUAUAGAGACCAGAAAUUGAGACUUCAGAGAUGUGGACUUAAGAAGCUAAUGUAUCUUGUUGAAGGAGAUCCGAACUGUUGUGAUGGGGCUGAAAGCAUCAAAACAGCCUGUUUUACUACAGAGAUUCUGGAGGGCUUUGAUGUCCAGAGAACUACCAGUUUACCUGACACAUUGAAGAAGUAUAGCUAUUUGACCAAGUCCGUUUCUCAAUAUUAUCGCUCACAGAGAACUUGUGAUCGAUCCAACCAAUUCGCUACCUGCCCUCGGUUUUGUGAUUUCAUCAAGAGGUGUGAAGAACUAGACAAGAUGACUGUUGGUGAUGUGUUUGCUAUUCAGCUUAUGCAGGUUCCUCAAGUGACAGAGCAGGUUGCCAUGGCUGUUCUCGAUCUGUACCCAACGCUUCUGUCACUUGCCUGUGCCUAUUCGCUUCUUGAGGGAGACUUCCAUGCACAAGUGGACAUGCUAAGGAAGCAGAGCAACGACAUUGUAAGUCCAGCUGCGAGCAGAAACAUCUUCCAUUUAGUAUGGGGACAGUGAUUGAUUAACGCAAGUGUGGAAUCUCCACUGUUGGCAAAUUAAAGAAUUACCAUGAACUAGUCUAGUGUACCAAUGAAAAGAAGGCCACUGUAAUUGUAAGUCCCAAAGAAGCCUGUUUUCAAGUGGUAGCCACAACUAUGGGUGGAAGUUUGGUUUGCGGGUAACCCGCAAACCGCACACUUUGUGGAUACCCAUACCUACAAUUUGUUGAUAGUGGGUUGGGUGUGGGAGCAAAAUAUUGAUUUUUGUGGUUAGUGGUUAACCACUACCCACAGUGGUUUACCCACAAAACUCACAUUUGUUAUAUUUAUUUCUUCAAAUACUUUGUAACCCAC